AUGGAUGCGAAUCAAAGCUACAAAUUUGGUGUCAACGAGUUCACGAAUUUGAUCGAAGAGGAGUUCCUUGCCACCCACACUGGUCUCGAUGGCAUUAACGAACCAUCUGAAGUAGUUGACGAAACGAUGGCGCCAUUUUGGAAUUGGAACGUUAGUAAUGUCAUCGGUAAGAGCAAAGACUGGACAAAGGAAGGAGCUGUAACACCUGCCAAAUCACAAGGAGGAUGUGGUAAGAGUGUCGUCCUGAAGAAGAGAUGCAAGGUGAAAGGGGGAGCACUGAUCAAGAGGAGGAUGAGGAGGAACAUCAUGGUUCCACGGCUAGUUGUUGUUGGGCGUUUUCAGCGAUUGCAGCGGUGGAAGGGUUUCAAAAUGUUCCACAAAACAAGGAGCGUGCGUUGUUCUGGCCGUGUGGAUACAGCCUGUCUCGGUGUGCAUUGCUGUGAGGGCGGCCAGUUUCACCCAUUAAGCAAGGGGAGUGUACAAUGCGCCCGACUAUGGGAUCUACUUGACUCAUGCAGUGACGUUAGUUGGGUACAGACGACCAAGAGUGGGAUCAAGAACUGGCUGGCGAAGAACUCAUGGGAUGAGAUUUGGGGAGAGAAUGGUUACAUUCGACUCGGUAGAGAUGUAGAGUGGCCUCAAGGUAUAUGUGGUGUAGUUCAGUUUGCUUGUUAUCCGGUUGCCUAA
Messenger RNA from Thlaspi arvense, 687 nucleotides. Lineage: Eukaryota; Viridiplantae; Streptophyta; Magnoliopsida; Brassicales; Brassicaceae. The record is from the annotation of a GenBank genome assembly.